AUGAGGUUGCCGUGCCCGUGGAGGCGGAGGCCGGCGCGGCAGCAUGGUGAGGUGGCGGUGGCGGUGGCGGUGGGCACCCACCUCCACGUCGCGGCCGAUGACGAUGACGACGACGACGACGACGGCGCCGAGUCCACGGCGUCGUCGGAGCACAGCCACCUCACGCUGCCGGUGGAGGAGCCGGUCCACGUCUACGACGAGGCCGAUUCCGGGGACGGCGUCCACGCUCACUACGAGGUGGCCGGGUCCGGUUCGGAGGAGGAGCCGCCGAGCGGCAGCGAGAGCGAUGGCGAGCCGGGGGACGCCGGAUACCGGUCGAGAGGGCCCCGGAGUCGACACCACAGCCCGAGAGGGAGGAGGAGGCGGUGGCGAUCUGCCCGUGUGCCAGCGUUCGUGGUUGCCGGCACUGCCGGGGCGGCCAUGCUGCUCGUGCUCGCGGCGCUCGUCGUGUGGAAGAGGCGGCAGCGCGCCGGCAGCAGCUAG
Messenger RNA from Miscanthus lutarioriparius, 483 nucleotides. The record is from the annotation of a GenBank genome assembly. Lineage: Eukaryota; Viridiplantae; Streptophyta; Magnoliopsida; Poales; Poaceae.